This is a messenger RNA of Triticum dicoccoides, 1480 nucleotides long. Its product is annotated as mitochondrial substrate carrier family protein ucpB-like. Bases 51 to 1211 code for a protein of 386 amino acids. The record is from RefSeq and is a predicted model, not a curated record. Lineage: Eukaryota; Viridiplantae; Streptophyta; Magnoliopsida; Poales; Poaceae. The transcript has 8 exons.
UCUCGCACCCUAAGCGAGAAUCAUACCACUAGACCAAAUGCCCUUUGUUGAUGCUAGCAGAAAUGAAUCUUCUACAUCAUUACUACAGACCGAUUGCACAAUCUAAUUGUCGUCCUGUGGUGAUUCUGGCGAUAGUUCUUCGGCUCUCCCCCACGAGAACCGGAGCAGGAAUUGCAAGAAGAAUAUAUACCCGAUUCCCUCCGUCCCGAGCUCAAAUCUUGUUUUCCCCCAUCUGCUUGAUCGCCUCGCCUCCCUCGUUUCUUCGUCUCGCGCGACUCGGCCAGGGGGAUCCGGCGCGGAGAGGAAUGACAUCGCCGAUGUCCGGAGACGCACGCACGCCGCCCCGUGGGGCGGCGCCUUACGCUCUGUACCAGUUCGGCACCAGCGGCGCCGCCGUCGCCGUCGCCACCGCCGUCACGCAUCCGCUCGACGUUAUCAAAAUUAGACUCCAAAUGCAGCUUGCUGGGCAAAGAGGAAACUUAGUUGGAAUGGGGGCAAUAUUUACACAAAUGGUAGAAAGGGAAGGGCCUCGAUCACUCUAUCUGGGAUUUGCACCAGCAUUGACUAGAUCCCUCAUCUAUGGUGGCCUUCGAUUAGGAUUGUAUGAGCCCUGCAAACAUGUCUGCAGCUACGCAUUUGGUUCAACAAACUUUGCUUUUAAAUUUGCAUCCGGAGUAGUUGCUGGUGCCCUAGCAACUGCAUUGACAAACCCGAUGGAGGUUUUAAAGGUGAGAUCACAGAUGAGUACAAGCAGAAUUAGUACAAUUGGAGUGACGAGGGAAAUUGUAUCAGAGGAAGGAGUCAAAGCGCUUUGGAAAGGAGUUGGCCCAGCUAUGGUGAGAGCAGGCUGCCUCACGGCAUCACAAAUGGCAACUUAUGAUGAGGCCAAACAGGUCUUGCUGAUGUGGACACCACUUGAAGAAGGUUUUCAAUUACAUCUCAUGUCGAGCUGCAUCGCUGGAACAGCUGGUACACUUGUGACUGCACCUAUUGACAUGAUCAAAACAAGGCUAAUGCUGCAACGGGAGUCCAAAGGUGCCAGAGUAUACAGGAAUGGUUUCCACUGUGCUUACCAGGUUGUCCUGACAGAGGGUGUAAAGUCACUUUAUAAAGGUGGGUUUGCCACCUUCGCAAGGUUAGGCCCUCAAACAGCUAUCACUUUCGUCGCGUGCGAGAAGCUGCGGGAACUCGCUGGAAUGUCUGCUAUUUAGUACCGCAAGAGAUUGAAGAAAAAUACAGUUCAACAUUUGUCUAGUUGGAGAGCAUAUUUUGCUCCACUCAUUUAUCGGCAUUUCUUUCAACAUUCAUGAGGGUCUGUCAGAAUUGUAGUACUGAUUUUUGGAAGGGUAAAUUUUUAGCAUGGGCUGCUUUAAUGGUUAGCCUGUACAGAAUAAUGGUUAGCCUGUACUGAUCAGAUUUUCUCUUCAGGUCACAAAGUUGCGAGUACAGAAUAAUGUUCUGAUUUUCAGUCUGAGCUUCA